Acaromyces ingoldii is the source of this 897-nucleotide messenger RNA. RefSeq lists its product as hypothetical. The coding region runs from base 1 to 897 and encodes 298 amino acids. NCBI's taxonomy places the organism in Eukaryota, Fungi, Basidiomycota, Exobasidiomycetes, Exobasidiales, Cryptobasidiaceae. The record is from RefSeq and is a predicted model, not a curated record. The transcript is spliced from 3 exons.
AUGAUCGAGCUGAAGAGGUUCGCCAUCAAGCAAUGCUCGCACGAAGAAGAAGACUACGAAAAUGAAAGUGCCGGUCUUACCAAAAAUUUGGAUUUGUUCGAUGAAGUUGACAGCUGGAACGACGAAGAAAUGGCGGAUCUGGACAAUGACUAUGGCAAGACUACUGGAUCGUGCAGAGUAUCAAAGCCAACGCACUGGCUCAUAGACGUAGCAUUCCACGAUGAGCAAGCAGUCAAAAGAUCGCGCCAACUCACGACGGAGUCGAUCCAUACCGAGAAAUCUGGGAUCGAUGGAAAGCAGGAAACAAGAACAGCCUGGCUUGCGCAAUGCUCGAGAGAGCAACAAACGUUCUGGUGUGUCGACGCGUUCACCAUGCAAUUGUAUGUGCUCAAAGCCUACUGGAGAAAGCUUGUCGUUCUGAAUAUCGCGCAGGGACGCAUCUUGCUGCGUUCUUUCCAACCAGGCACGUAUCGCAUUCGCUUUCUGAUCCAGUUGUUCGACCCAAGCGCACACGAGGAAGUUACGAGGGAGAAGAAUCCGUGGAAGUUCCCAAAAAGGAAUAAUACCGUUCAAUAUCCUGCGAGCGCCGUCGGUCUGACGCUGAGCUUCGGCAACCCUAAAUCUGGGGCGAAGGAGGAAUCAGUCGACAUGGACAUUAGCGAUGAUGCUCAACAGCUUCUAGCAGGCAGGUCACUUUAUUCGGAACUUUUCGACGGCACCGAAGCUGCGAUGUCGUUUUCUCUACCGGAGCAUUCCUUAGCUAGUUCGGGACCUGCUAUUCGUGUGCAGCGCGAAAAACACUGGACAAAAUAUCGCGAAGCGGGCUGGAUUGCGCUCCAGUCUCACCAAUUCGAGAUUCCAGGAGGCUGCGUGGACAAGCUCGUGAACGUAUUCUGA